AUGUCGACAAGUCCAUCGCCCGAGAUAUUGUGGGCAAUACUUGGGAGGGCCACCGUUCCGACGGCGGACCCUUCGCUACUCUACAGCUCACCUGGUGACAUCCCAAACAAAGCAGAUGAUGAAGGUCCCAGGAUGCUGGCCGUUCUCUGGACCUUGAGCACAGUUUCAACAGCGAUUGUUGCCAUACGACUAUGGACUAAGCAAAAGAAGGCGCAUCGGCUAUAUCUGGACGAUAUGUUGAUGUGCCUAGCUCUGGUUUUGGGCUUGCUACAUGCCACGCUGAUGACCGUGUCCAUCCAGCACGGCGAAGGACGGCACUUCCUGUAUCUCAGCGAGCAGGAACAACACCAGGCCAUCAAGUACGGCAUGAUUGGGAUGGCUUGGGGCAACCUCAGUCCAAUGGCUGGCCGGAUCGCUUUCUGCGUCACCAUGCUUUUCCUCACUCGCACGGAUGGCCGAGUACCAUCCUGGCCGAUUCUCGUGUUCAUUGCAUGCCAGCUGGUGUUUAACAUUGCUGCAGUUAUCUUCUUCCUGUCGCAGUGCGGCUCGCACCUCUCGGCUCUCAUCGAGUCCAACUACGAUGAGUUGGCGUUGUACUGCCUUGACCCAAGAUACCAGACAGACUUUGGGUAUUUUGUUGGUGCCUUCAACUGCCUCACUGACGCUUUCUUGACCGUCUUGCCGGCGACAUUGAUCAGUCACACUCGCUUGUCCUUCAGGAAGAAGAUCGGCCUGGCACUGUUGUUGUGCUUGAGCAUCUUAGCGCUGGCUGCUGCUGUUGUGAAGACGUACGAGGCCAAGGCUUUAAGCGAAAUAUCGGAUUACACAUAUGACCUUUGCGACUACGUAAUCUGGGUCAGCAUCGAAUUAAACGUCGUAAUUAUCGUGGCCUCGAUCCCCAUCCUCCGUGUCUUGUUCCGACGACCUAGGCAACCAGACGAGAUUACUGCGCGCAUGAGAUGGGACACCGUCACGACCGGCUCCGUCUUCUCGAAGAAAAAAUACCGUCGUGGAAGCAAGACGCACUUCUCUAUAUCGAGCGAGGAGAACAUGGUUCCGCAGCAGCAGCACGAGUUGCCCGCGCUUCCGGGAAAUGGCAUACAUGUUACCAGAGAUAUCGAGGUGACGUAUCAGCCGAGCGAUGCGCCACAUGUACAUGCUGCGUUGGUUGGGCUGUUGCAGGGCGAGAUUGCCAAUCCGAAGCUUGUUCGGCGGUGA
This is a messenger RNA of Saxophila tyrrhenica, 1218 nucleotides long. RefSeq lists its product as uncharacterized. Lineage: Eukaryota; Fungi; Ascomycota; Dothideomycetes; Mycosphaerellales; Extremaceae. The record is from RefSeq and is a predicted model, not a curated record. The transcript has 4 exons. Bases 1 to 1218 code for a protein of 405 amino acids.